AUGGAGAAUGUUUUAGAAAAACAAUUGUUGAAAGUUGCAGAAACAAUUGAACAAAAACUUGAUCAAGAAAUACAGCGACUUGAUGAGUUAGAUUUAGAUAGUAUUGAAAACAUAAGAGAACACCGAUUACAACAAAUGAAAAAAAUGAUUAAACAAAAAGAAGAGUGGAUGGCAAAAGUAAAAAUUAUUUUAUUUUUUAAAAUUUAUUGAAAACAAAAAUAUAAUAGCAUAAUACCAUUGAUUAAUAUUAACAUAAUAACUAAUUCCUUUAUUGGAAAUAUGACUUAUAGGGGCAUGGGGAAUAUGAAGAAUUAAGUGAUGAGAAAAAUUUCUUUGAAAAGUCAAAGCUAAGUCCAAAUAUGGUGUUACAUUUUUAUAAAGAUGGUUCAACUCGAUGCAAGAUAGUUGAUCAUCAUUUAAAAAUAUUAUGCACACAACACUUAGAAACACGGUUCUGUAAAUUAAAUGUUACACGUUUUCCAUUCCUUACUGAACGCAUGAAAAUUCGUGUUAUACCAACUAUUGUAUCUGUAGUUGACAGUGUAUCCAAAGACUUUAUUGUUGGUUUUACUGACUUAGGUAAUUGUGAUGAUUUUUCAACAGAAAUGUUGGAGUGGCGUUUAGCACGAUCACAAGUAAUUGACUACAAGGGUGACUUGAUUAAUCCACCAGAUGUAGUCAAAAACAAUAAAACAAUGUUGUUAGAAAAAAACAAGACAAUCAGAGGUUAUAUAGGAAAUGAUUCAGAUGGUUUAGAUUCAGAUUGA
This is a messenger RNA of Cinara cedri, 767 nucleotides long. The record is from the annotation of a GenBank genome assembly. Lineage: Eukaryota; Metazoa; Arthropoda; Insecta; Hemiptera; Aphididae.